Solea solea (common sole) is the source of this 3920-nucleotide messenger RNA. RefSeq names its product transcription factor IIIB 90 kDa subunit-like. Gene Ontology annotation, biological process: transcription preinitiation complex assembly; DNA-templated transcription initiation; transcription by RNA polymerase III. NCBI's taxonomy places the organism in Eukaryota, Metazoa, Chordata, Actinopteri, Pleuronectiformes, Soleidae. The coding region runs from base 173 to 2254 and encodes 693 amino acids. Gene Ontology annotation, molecular function: TBP-class protein binding; RNA polymerase III general transcription initiation factor activity; RNA polymerase III type 3 promoter sequence-specific DNA binding. Gene Ontology annotation, cellular component: transcription preinitiation complex; transcription factor TFIIIB complex; nucleus. The record is from RefSeq and is a predicted model, not a curated record. The transcript has 19 exons.
CUUUAAAAAAACAACAUUAACAGUGGAAGCAGUAGAUCCGUGUGUGUGUGUGCGGCAGCAGCAGCAGCAGCGGCGGCAGACUGGCGUGAGCGUGGCCGCAGUCAGGUUCUCACUGACGGACUCUGCUGCUCCGAAAACACAAGGUGUUUGAAGCUCCUCAGGCGACGACGCCAUGAGUCCCAAAGCGUGCAAGAACUGCGGCAGCUCGGACGUGGAUGUGGACCAGGCGCGCGGCGAUGCCGUCUGCAUGGGCUGCGGCUCCGUGCUGGAGGACAACAUCAUCGUGUCCGAGGUGGAGUUUGUGGAGUCGGGAGGCGGAGGCUCGCUCGCCGUCGGACAGUUUGUCUCUUCGGAAGGAAACAAGAAUCCCGUUUUUGGAGAAGGUCACCACGGAAUUGGGUCGGAGUCCCGAGCUCAGACUCUGCAGAGGGCCAAACAGCACAUCAACACUCUGGGUCGCCAGCUGCAGAUGAACCAGCACUGUUUGGACACGGCCUAUAAUUUCUACAGGAUGGCGCUCGGCAAACACCUGACGCGCGGACGCAAGGCGUUGCACGUCGUCGCCGCGUGUCUCUACCUGGUCUGCCGCACCGAGGGAACACCACACAUGCUGCUGGAUUUCAGUGACGUCCUGCAGGUGAACGUCUACGUCCUGGGAAGAACCUUUCUGGUCCUGUCAAGAGAGCUGUGCAUCAAUGCCUCGGCUAUAGAUCCGUGUCUGUACAUUCCCCGCUUUGCCCAGAAGCUGGAGUUUGGUGACAAGAACCACGAGGUCUCCAUGACGGCGCUGAGACUGGUGCAGAGGAUGAAGAGGGACUGGAUGCACACGGGUCGAAGGCCGUCGGGACUCUGUGGAGCAGCUCUCCUCGUCGCCGCCCGUAUGCACGACUUUUGCCGCACGACCAAAGAAAUCAUCAAAGUGGUGAAAGUGUGUGAAAGCACUCUGAGAAAAAGACUGACCGAGUUCCAGGACACGCCCUCCGGUCAGCUGACCAUCGAGGAGUUCAUGAGGCAGGACCUGGACCAAGAGUGUGACCCCCCGUGUUACACGACUGGACUGAAGAAUAAGAAGUACCAGCAGCUGGAGAUUGAGCUGGAGAAAAAGAUGGAGGACUUUGAAGAGGAAAUCCACUGCUACGAGGACGAGAUCGACGCAGAGCUUCAGAACUGUCGACCCAAACUGAAAGGAGUCUACGCCGCUUACACUAAAGAAACGGCUACAGAGGUACCGGAGGAAGUCGGUGGCGACGCCAUCUCCACGCCGUCUAAAAUGGCCGCCGCCACCGAUGAGGAGCAAGAGGAGGAAGACGAGCUGGAGGCCGUGGCCAAGCACUUUGGCAAACAAAUGAGUGAACUCACACUGGAGGCUCUGAUAAAACUGGAGCAGAAGACACCGGGGGAGGAGGAGGAGGAGGAGGAAGGCGGUUCUCCGAAGAGGAAAGGCCCCACGCUGGAGUCCAUCUUGGGGAGGAUGCCCACAGCGUCCACGCUGGGACUGCCCGAGUCCAUCAGCAAGUGCAUCGGAGAAGAGAAGGAGAACGAUGGAGCCGCUGACAGCGGGGAGCUGGACCUGAGCGGCAUCGAUGACAAGGAGAUAGAGCUGUAUCUGCUGGACGACGGAGAAGUGAAGGUGAAGACGGCGCUGUGGAUGGCAGAGAACUCGGACUACCUCAAACAGCUGAAAGAAAAGGAGGCGAAGAUAGCGAAGGAGAAGGAGCUGGGCAUCUACAAAGAGAGGAAGCCCCGAGGUCCGUCCAAGAAGCAUCCGCCGAUCAGAGCCAACACGGCCGACGAGGCCAUCGAGAAGAUGCUGGAGCAGAAGAAGAUCUCGUCCAAGAUCAACUACGACGUCCUCAAGGACCUCAACGUCAAGCCGGGCUCCAGUCCCGCGCGACAGCCGGACACGCCCAAGAGAGAGGCGUCCGCCGUGAAACUGACGGGACGCAACCGCAGCUCGCCCCGAGCCCCGCUGAGCCUCAGCACGCCGCUCAGCACUCUGGGAAAAAGGUUACAGCCAUUCAUCACCGGUCUGCCCAAAAAGAAGAUGGCCAUGGAGCAGGCCGCCGCCCACAACCCCCUGCCAGUGCCUGUGGGAAACCCCGACAUUGGCGUGGUGGUCGAGAGCGGGCCGGUCGUCUAUGACGACGCAGCUGAGGAGGAAGAGGACGAGGAAGAGGAGACCUGUGUCAGUGCCAUGGAGCUGCUGGGAAGCAACGAUUACGGCUCUGAUGCAGAUUAUGACGAAGGAUUCUAGCAGCGUCUCCUCUACGACCGACAUUUUCUUUCACGGGGAGACAAAAUGGCCGAAGUGAGACGCCUGCACGAAGAUUUGCACGAGACAGAAAUCUCUCACUCUUUGACGUCCAGAGUGGACAGACGGACGUCAGAGGAGGUACAGUGGACAUGAGGGAAGAGUUUGUCGAGUUGUGAGUCAGAAAACGUUCAGGUUAGAACUGGGAUUAACUGGGAUUAACAGUCUGGUCACAUACAGGUGUUUUGAAGACAUGGAAAUGAUAAAGUUUUUAUUUAUCAUCAGGAAAUACGGUCGUUUAAAUGCUGCUAAACUACACGAGGACAAACACACUACAGCAUUUGUCUUUUUGGUUUUUAACUUCAGUCGUUUAGUCGAGGAUUAACGUAGGAUUAAGAAAACACGUCAUUAUCAUCCUUUAGGGUAAAAGUUCAGUUUUUCAAGUGUCGUCGUUUGAGACAUGAAGCAGGUACGAACAGGAGAAUCAGGCUCACCUGAUAAUCUCUAAUCCAGGUUAAAUCUGUGAUGUUUACAGGAUAAUGUUCACCACUUUAAGUCACUGUAACACAGACUUUUCCCACUCUGUAAACCGCUCACUCUCCCGCACCAAAGCCCAUAGAGAAAAUCAGCGAUUUAACGUCACCGCUGCCUCCGUCACCAAGUUCAAAUGUUUUAUUUUGUGACUUUAAAGUUUGAAAGCCUUUGUUCAGAUUGACCUCAGUGACACAAAGUGACCACACGAGGCAGCAGUCGACCAGCAGCUCCUGCGUCCCUGCGAGCUAAAAUCGUUGGUUUUCUACCUGGACUUUGGUGUGGGAGAGUGAGUGGGAGAGCGAGCGACUUCAAACUUCCACUUCCACGCACAGAAAGUUGUCUCAAGACAAAAAGGUGUUCUCCCAGAAUCUGACCUCUGACCCUUUAAAGCUGCACUUUUCCAUUCUCGAACACUCAAGUACUUAUGAACCAGUGUUAACCUGUGUUUCUAUGCUUCACUGCAACGUGGACUCAGACAUGCGUCUGUCAAUCAAUCAGGAAGCGUGAGAUCAAUCGUGAUGAUCAGUCGUUAUUGAUGCCUUAUUGGUGAUGAACUGGUGGACAGUCUGUGCUCGUCUGACACCACAGUGUUACUGCGACGUUGCCUUUGAAGACAUUUAUUGAGCCCAGCUUUUGUUCUUUUCAAUCUUAAAGUUUUUAAUUGUUGCUGGUUUUUAUUUUGCCGUUGACUUCGGGGUGUUUUUUUUUUUUUUUUUUUUUUCCACUAAUUGUUUUUGUGAUAGAAGUGAUUAAUUUAACGAGGUUAUGUAAAUGAUUGUGUCCUGUGUUUGACGCCGGGACGCAAAGACAUUCUCUGCAAUAAUAGAUGAUCCAGUGCGACAGAGAGAUUUAUUUUCUAUUUAAAGUUUUAUGAUUUAUUUUGAGGAGGCGAAAGAGAUCGUAGCCUUUUCACUGUGUCCACACACAACGGUAUACGAACGAGGUGUCCCUGAACGCCUCGUGUCUGCUGCUGCUGCUGCUAUAAUAAGUCCUGAUGUUACAUCUGUACGUUGUUGUGUGCGUUUGCUGCUACAGUAAAGAUUUCACUAAGAAUGAAAACCUUACAAACAUGUUUCCCUCCUCAUUCUCUUCAACUGUGUGUAGUAGCUAAUCUGCUACGCUAACGUCUGUAUUU